AAGUAUUUACUGCUCCAACCACACCUCAGGUGAUAUCACACUUUGGGAUGGGGUCAGGAGACAGGGAGGGACACAUCUGCCCCACCCCAGCCACAGCUGGAGAAGGCCCUAUAAAGCCCGGCUGGCCGGAUCCAGGCCAGACAGCUCAAGCUCUGGACGAGCCACACCUGCGCACCUGUCACCCCAGCCAUGAGGACCCACCUGUCUUGCCUGCUGCCUCUGCUGCUGGUGUGCUCAGCCCAGGCACUGACCUGCCAUGAGUGCUCUGCCACAGGGGACUGUUUCCAGCCCACAGUCUGCCGAGAUGACACCCGCUACUGCCUGACCACCUUGACCAGUCAUGAAACGAUUGUUAUAAAAUCAUGUGCUUACAGCUGCCCUGGCUACCAAGAAAGCCUGGCCGCCUCCAGGGCCUUUUGCUGCAACACGGAUCUCUGCAACAGCACAGUGAGCCUCAGAGUCAGCUGGGGGCUGCUGGCGCUCAGCAUCUGCGUUGCCUGCCUCAACAGAUAGCAGUGGGCUCAGCCCCGGGAAUGCUCAAGAAGGGAUUGGGAGUCUGCCGCGGACUUGCUUUGUGACCUUAGGCAGGGCACUUGCCCUCUCUGGGCCGCACCUCCAACUGGAAGGAUUCCAGGAGCGAAUGGACACGCGUGUGGGCUUUGCACGAGACAGUGGGGCUGCAUCUGCUCAGGGCCUUUGCCGCUGUCCAGGGUGCUGCAUGGUGAUUGCAGCCGGGAGAGGUGGCCACCUGCUGGCCUCUCCGGGAUAGCGCAAUUAGGCGGCCACAGCUGCAAACCUGUUAAGGACGCCAGGUGCCGAGGCAGGCACCUCCGGCCGCCCAGACCGUUGCCUUCCAGCCUUCAUCUUCACCAGCAUUCCAAGGCUGGGUCCUCCUGAGAACCUGGGAUCAUGCUGACAUGUGCUGCUCUAAGUUGGGUCCCAAGACCAUUGGCAAACAGAAACCCUGUGGCGGGCCCUCCUGGUCUGUGUGCAGGGGAGGAACGGCUGCCCGCAUGGGGACAGGGGCACCCCAGCACCGUGUGGGUGAGCUCUGGUGGCAGCAGGGGCUGAUGUGGGAAAUGCCAGGCUGCUGAGCACCCUCGGCUCCCCCAGGACAUGGUGUCCCCAGGGUCUGCACCCUGGGGGAUGCCCUCCUGGAGGCGGAUGCAUUAACCCCAAACAGAAUCUCAGCUCCUAUGAACUCCAGUCCACUCUGGACUUCCAGAGCACUGCAGAACAGGAAGACCAAGGGUCAGGUUUUGUCCAGCUGGGAGGCUGGGCACCAAUGGUACUCCCCAAUGCCCCCCGCCACUGCCUGCAAGCCCAGGCCUCUGGUCUCGGUCAGUGUGUUAAUCUGCACAUUCUUUAAUUAAAAAACCUCAUGAGAGUCAUC
Messenger RNA from Sapajus apella (tufted capuchin), 1393 nucleotides. Its product is annotated as lymphocyte antigen 6D-like. NCBI's taxonomy places the organism in Eukaryota, Metazoa, Chordata, Mammalia, Primates, Cebidae. The transcript has 3 exons. The record is from RefSeq and is a predicted model, not a curated record. Bases 190 to 513 code for a protein of 107 amino acids. Gene Ontology annotation, molecular function: acetylcholine receptor inhibitor activity.